Molecule: messenger RNA, 532 nt
Organism: Python bivittatus (Burmese python)
Lineage: Eukaryota; Metazoa; Chordata; Lepidosauria; Squamata; Pythonidae
Source: RefSeq, a predicted model, not a curated record
ACCCCGAUGUACACGUCUGGGGAUGCCCUGAGCAACGUGGGAGCCACAGAGAAGGUCUUGGAGUACCUUCGCCGGGAGCCGUCCGUCUGCACAGGAGGGACGCUGUCUCCAGAAUCCCUCCACGGACACGCCUGCUUCCGAAACGUUUCCUCCCGCUAUCCCUCUUGCCCCAACAUCCAGGCCUUGAAGAAAGUCUCCUUUGAGCUGCGCCCUGGAGAAGCGAUGGCACUGGUGGGCCUGAACGGCAGCGGGAAGAGCAGCUGUGUCACCCUCCUGGAGCGCUUCUAUGAGCCCCAGUCUGGGGAGGUCCUGCUGGACGGAGUCCCGGUCAGGGAUUAUGGGCACAAGCAUUUCCACAGGCAGAGGCCUCCUGUGGUGCUGGUGGGCCAGGAGCCCGUCCUCUUCUCUGGCUCUUUCUGGGAGAAUCUCACCUACAGCCUGCAAGGCUGCAGUGAGGAAGACAUGAGCAGAGCAGCAAAAGAAGCCGAUGCCUUGGGAUUCAUCUGUGAGCUGGAAGGAGGCUUCGCUGCAG